Aphis gossypii (cotton aphid) is the source of this 1676-nucleotide messenger RNA. RefSeq names its product mannose-6-phosphate isomerase (gene Mpi). Lineage: Eukaryota; Metazoa; Arthropoda; Insecta; Hemiptera; Aphididae. Gene Ontology annotation, molecular function: zinc ion binding; mannose-6-phosphate isomerase activity. The transcript is spliced from 9 exons. The coding region runs from base 378 to 1595 and encodes 405 amino acids. The record is from RefSeq and is a predicted model, not a curated record. Gene Ontology annotation, biological process: GDP-mannose biosynthetic process; carbohydrate metabolic process. Gene Ontology annotation, cellular component: cytosol.
AAACUAAUAAUAACUAUAUUAUAUAACAGUUAAUAAUAUAAAAUCAAAUUAAUUUAUGGUCACCAGUGGUCAUGUAGCAUGAUGACUGCCGGUGGUCAUAUGGCAGUCAACGUGUUAAUUAUAAUUAAUACUUCUAAACUCUUUUAUCAAGAUCUAUCCUGAAGUUCAAUAAAACGGUAAAACAAUAAAUAUUGCACAACCAUUGAUGCCCAGGCACGAAUUAAAAACAAAAACUUCUGUCAUAACCUAAAUACCUAAUUGGUCAUUUAACAUUUUUACGUUUACCGACUUACUUGACUUUGACUUUUCGACUAUCAAAUAUUUUCUUCAGCCAAGGUAGUUUCAUUGUAUUAUUAUUUCAAUAAAGUUUUACAAUCAUGCUCGAAGUUUUUGAGUUGCAAUGUUGUAUUCAAAAUUAUUUAUGGGGGAAAAAAGGCUUUGCAAGUGAAGUCAGUCGUCUAAGUUUGGCUGGUCAACAUAUAGAUUUUAUAGAUGAAAAACAAUUAUAUGCUGAGUUGUGGAUGGGUGCUCUUCAUAAAAAUCCUUCAUUAGUUAAAAGCUCCGGGCAGAAAUUGAGUGACUGGAUAAAGAGUAACAAUGAAGUGUUAGGUGAAAAAUCUAGAUUACAAUUUGGUGAUCAAUUACCAUUUUUAAUGAAAAUUCUUUCUAUAAACUCAGCCCUUUCCAUCCAAGUGCAUCCAUCUAAGGAUUAUGCUGAAGAACUACAUAAACAAUACCCUGAAAUAUAUCAGGAUUCUAAUCAUAAACCAGAAAUGGCUAUUGCAUUAAGUAACUUUGAAGCACUAUGUGGUUUCCGUCCAUAUUCUGAAAUAAAAUUUUUUUUGGAAGAAAUACCAGAAUUUCAAAUGAUUGUUGGUUAUGACCUUAUUGAUCAAUUUAAAAAAGAUACAACCAAUUCACAACAUUUGCUUAAGGACAUAUUUUAUAAGCUAAUGACAUCUGAAAAAGAAAUUAUAAGCCAAAGCCUUAACAGUCAUAAAAAAAAGUUGCAAUCUCUAUGUGAUGAUAAAAAAAAUGUAUUCUUAGCAAAACUAUUUAAUCAACUUGAUUGUUGGUUUCCAAAUGAUGUUGGAUGUUUCUGCAUAUAUUUUUUAAAUUAUAUUCAACUCUCACCUGGUCAAGCAAUAUAUUUAGGAGCUAACGAACCGCAUGCUUACAUUUAUGGUGAUUGUGUCGAAUGUAUGGCUUGUUCUGAUAAUGUGGUAAGAGCUGGAUUGACACCAAAAUAUAUUGAUGUAAAGACACUAUGUAAGUUGUUAAAUUUCAAUGGAGCACCUGCUGAAUCCAAGUUGUUUUGCGGAGUCAAAGAAAACUCUUAUACAACACUUUUUAGACCUCCAGUUCCAGAUUUUGCAUUGGCUUGCAUUAAAAUUCCUGCAGAUGAAGUUUGUGAAUUGUUGAAAAGAGAUGUUGCUUCUAUAAUUAUUGUUAUUCAUGGUCAAGGUAAAAUAAAUGCUUCACAAGAGUUGACAUUAUCACCAGGAAAAGUUUUCAUGAUACCAGCUAAUGUCAUAAUUCAAAUACAUGUAGGAUUUGAGUCUUUAGAAUUAUAUCAAGCAUUUGUAAACUUAUAAAUCAAAUUUAAAUAAGUAGUAAAAUUCAAAUUGUAUUAGACAUUUUUAAUAAAAUAUACUAAAUUACUAUCAAAUAGCUAA